Messenger RNA from Stomoxys calcitrans (stable fly), 1083 nucleotides. Its product is annotated as dynein regulatory complex protein 9. Gene Ontology annotation, biological process: cilium organization. The coding region runs from base 1 to 1083 and encodes 360 amino acids. NCBI's taxonomy places the organism in Eukaryota, Metazoa, Arthropoda, Insecta, Diptera, Muscidae. Gene Ontology annotation, molecular function: protein binding. Gene Ontology annotation, cellular component: cytoplasm; motile cilium. The record is from RefSeq and is a predicted model, not a curated record. The transcript has a single exon.
AUGGACAAAGAGAAAGACUACAACGAAGAGCUGCCAAUGUUGAGUGCAAAAGAUUUGCUAGAUUUCAAAAAGGACUUACUGGCCACAGUUUACAAUCAGACGAAUACCCAGCUACUCAUCUAUCAACGUGGCAAGUGUUUGAAAACCUCCUUGCAAAUGAAAAAUAGAAAACCUUCGAGGCCACCCACAGUGCUGCUAAAUGAUGAACCCAUGCCUGCGGAAGACAUACUGGAUGACAUUAAGUUGGAUAAGGAAUUGGAUGCAUUGAGGAACAUCUAUGAAAUUGCCUACCAUGAACUUUCCAAGAAGAUUACAACCACAACCGCAGAAGAAGGUGAAGGCGAAGAGGGUGAGGAAAAUCCUCACAAAAAUCUGAUAAGUGCCAUAGAGGCACGCAAGCAAAAUAGUAAUGAAGUGGAUGUGAUCUCCAAGGAGUUGCGUGAAAAUAAGGCCACUUUAAAACAACUCAAGGACCAAUUAAAAGCCGAGAAACUGGAAGCCGAUGAAAAACUCACCGUGCAAAGUGAACGUUUGGAAUUGCUGCGUGAUCAGUUGCGAAACAUAAAACGUCUCAAUGACUUGGAGUGUCGUUUGGUCGAAAGAUGGGAAGCUAACCGCCUCUCACAAGCCCAAAUAAUGGGUGAGAACGAAGAGAGAGCCCUCAUGAGGGAAAUCGUACAAUUGCAUCGCAGUUUGGCGGGCGAACAAAGACUCAUUUGCAAAGUUGAGGCAUUUCGCAAGAAUGAAGCUGCCCAGCUACAGGAAAAAAUUGAUCAAUGGGAAAAGAAAUUCCAGGAAGAAAAAGCCAAGAUUCUUUUUAAAAAUCUCAAACUCAGCAAAAGUAUUGCGGACAUACUAAAAACCCAUGAGAAAUUGUCGGAAAUUAAACAUCAGCGCAGAGCUUUCGUCCGGGAGUAUUUGGUGCAGAAAGAGGAGGAGCGGCGGCUGUAUGAGGAGCAAAUGUAUAGGGUGCUAUGUGCAGUGCGUAUACAGGCCUGGUGGCGUGGCACAAUGGUGCGAAAUGGUUACGGACCGUUUAGAAAGAAAUCGAAAAAGGGUAAAAAGUCAAAGGGAAAGAAAUAA